CCCUCCUCGACAAAACACGAGUGUUGUUGUUGUCUUUUGUCUCUCCGUUGAUUUGUCAACUCAAACACAGACCCUAACGAGCCCAAUCACCGAUAAAAAAAAAAAUCAAAACUUUACGAAUCUUCUUCUCUCCUUUCUUGAGAAAACCCACUCGGUUGAUGAAACAUCUGAAGCCGACGAGAUAAAGCGCGAUUAGGGAUGAUGGGUUUCUCUGUUUCCGACGAAUUGCUUGGCACCGUAGCUCCGAUCGUCGUUUACUGGCUGUACUCUGGGAUCUACGUGGCGCUGUCUUCUCUCGAGAGAUUCAGAUUGCAUACAAAGGCGGAGGAGGAAGAGAAGAAUCUCGUCUCCAAAUCAACCGUCGUGAAAGGAGUUCUUCUCCAACAGCUCGUUCAAGCUGCUGUCGCUAUCCUCUUGUUCACGGUCACUGGAAGUGAUGCGGAAGCAGACAAGGCGCAACAGUUUUCACUUUUAGUCCUAACCAGACAGUUUAUAAUCGCCAUGAUAGUCCUCGACACAUGGCAAUACUUCAUGCACCGAUACAUGCACCACAACAAGUUCUUAUACAAACACAUCCACUCUCAGCACCACCGUCUCAUCGUCCCUUACGCCUACGGAGCUUUAUACAACCACCCCGUGGAAGGCCUUCUACUGGAUACAGUCGGAGGCGCCUUGUCUUUCCUGAUCUCCGGUAUGUCGCCGAGAACGUCCAUCUUCUUCUUCUCCUUCGCCACGAUCAAGACUGUGGACGACCACUGUGGUCUCUGCCUCCCCGGGAACCUGUUCCAUAUGGUGUUCAAGAACAACUCGGCUUACCAUGACGUGCAUCAUCAGCUUUAUGGGAGCAAGUACAAUUUCUCUCAGCCUUUCUUUUCCGUGUGGGAUCGGAUUCUUGGAACUUACAUGCCUUACUCUCUUGAGAAGAGAGAAGGUGGUGGGUUUGAAGCGCGUCCCACUAAAGAAUUCAAAGAUGAUUGAGUUUCUUUUGAGUAAUGUUCUGUGUCUCCUUGAGGUUGGAUAGUGGAUGGAUACUUUUAUGAUCAGAAACAGAACUGAUUUGCAUUUUGCCUGCCUUUAGCUGGAGUUUGAGAUUUGUAUAUAUACGUUAUUGGGUUGAUGUUCUGCUCUGUUUUGUUUUGUUUUGCAUGUCUUAUGUGAUUUAUACAACAACCUCUUUUAUUAAUUACUUAUUUAUCUACAAGAUCUGUUUAGUCAA
This is a messenger RNA of Brassica rapa (field mustard), 1216 nucleotides long. Its product is annotated as sphinganine C4-monooxygenase 1. Gene Ontology annotation, molecular function: oxidoreductase activity; iron ion binding. Lineage: Eukaryota; Viridiplantae; Streptophyta; Magnoliopsida; Brassicales; Brassicaceae. The record is from RefSeq and is a predicted model, not a curated record. Gene Ontology annotation, biological process: lipid biosynthetic process.